Messenger RNA from Nothobranchius furzeri (turquoise killifish), 1203 nucleotides. The record is from RefSeq and is a predicted model, not a curated record. NCBI's taxonomy places the organism in Eukaryota, Metazoa, Chordata, Actinopteri, Cyprinodontiformes, Nothobranchiidae.
AUGAAUGCUGACCAGCCCACUGAGCCAACAGGAAGGCUGACGGUGUUUCAGUCGGAUGAAAUUCAGAUUAUUCAGAUUAGACUUUUGAGAGUGAGGCUAGGCUUGGUGGAGUUUGGAUCGUGUGAGCGAUUAGACCAGCGCUCCUGCGAAGCUCUGGAAGUCGUCCUGCAGUCGCUGCACUUUGAUUUCAUCAAUCUGCAGGCAGCUCAACUGGAAGAAAAUGGAGCGUCAUCCUUGCUGGAAAUGAUUCUGUACUAUGAAUCUGCCACCUAUCUUGACAUUUCUGACAACAGCAGCCUGGGAACAUCGGCUUGGAAGGCCCUGGCUCAUUUGAUAAAGCAGAGUGUGCGUCUGUACAGGUUGGAUGUGUGUAACGUGCCUCUGGUUGACUAUCCUGCUCAGUGUUUGUCGAAGGCUCUGCAGAGCAGCCGCCUCACCGUGCUGCACCUCCACAACGCCCAGCUGAGCGGCAGGCCACUGUUCAGUCUGGUUGGCGCCCUGAAGACAAACAGAACCUUACAGGAGCUUCAUUUAAGCAACAAUCAUCUGAACAGCUUCCAGGAUGCUCUUCAGCUGAGGGACCUGCUGCGGUUCAGCGCCACAUUGCAGACUCUGCAGUUGAGCAGCAACGCUUUAGCAGAUGCUGGACUGGAGGAGCUGUGUGACGGUCUGUCAAACCAGGCCUCAGGUCUGAAGGUCCUACUACUGCGUAACAACCAGAUCACAGAGCGAGGGAUGGACCACCUGGCCAAGACCCUGCCACGUCUCAAGGUGCUGCAGCUCCUGGAUCUAGGGGAAAACCUCCUGGGAGACAAGGGGAUCCAGGUGAUCAGGGAGCCUCUGAUGGCGAACAGCUCAGUGCUGCAGCUCGGCCUUGUACAGACCAACAUCACCUGUGAAGGUGUUGUGGCAUUGGCUGAGGUCCUCGCAGAGAGUCAUCACAUCCAGAGAUUGGACCUCCGUCAGAACCAGGUGAAGUUGGGUGGCCUGAUGGCCCUCAGUCUGGCCCUGAGGAUCAACAACUCCCUGGUUCACCUAGACGUGGAGCCAAUUCCUCCUCAGGAGCAGGUAGGAGGUGCUGGAGACUCGGUGGUUCCACAGAUUUCUAUCUCAGGUUACACAAAUUUGAUUGUAUGUGGGAGUGCAUGGUUGUCUUUCAUGUUUCAUCACGGAGUUACUCCUGGCUGGCUCGCCAAAAUGUAG